GCCAUAUUGAUAGCAACAGCCCCGCUCCCACCUGCUGCCGCUGGGCAUCCCUGGGAGUUGUAGUUUCCGGUUCCCUAGAGGAAAAGCGCAGGGUUGAGGAUCUGAGGCCCUAGGGAACUACAGCUUCCAGCAGGCACUGCGCCCAUACGCCUUCCCACAGAGAGGAGGGGACCUGGGAGCUGAAGCCGCGCGGACUACAUAUCCCAGAAUACCGUGGAUGCUAGACCCAGAUGAGGGACAUGAUAUCAUGCUGGGAUGGAAAGGAAGGAUGAAUUGGCGGCGGCGAAGAAUUUGAGCGGACGGAAGGAGGUGUUUAGAAAGAAAAGGGAGGAAAAGGAAAGACGCCCAUAGUGCCCAUGAUACCUACAGUAAAACUACAUUUCCCGUGAGGCUCUGGAAAAUGCGUGAGGUGGGAAGACUCCAAGUCCCGCGAUGCUCUCGGCUAUAGAGAUUAAACCGGAAGAUCCUUCCUUGUCUUUGAGAAGUGAAGAGACUGGUACUGAACAACCAAAAGUCCGAUAUGAAACUGGUGAGUUUCUGCUACUAAGUCAGAGGGCAAAGUAUUGCCUGUCAGGGCACCCAACUUUACCAUGCAACGUGCUCAAAUUCAAAUCCACCACUAUUAUGUUGGACUGUGGACUGGACAUGACUUCCACCCUCAAUUUCCUUCCUUUGCCUCUCGUUCAAAGCCCCAGGCUAUCUAGUCUUCCUGGAUGGUCUCUAAAAGAUGGAAAUGCUUUUUUGGACAAGGAGCUAAAAGAGUGCUCAGGUCAUGUAUUUGUGGAUUCUGUGCCUGAAUUCUGCUUACCAGAGACCGAGCUAAUAGACCUGUCUACAGUCGAUGUGAUCCUCAUCUCUAACUAUCACUGCAUGAUGGCGCUGCCCUACAUCACCGAGCACACAGGAUUUACAGGCACAGUGUAUGCCACAGAACCCACCAUGCAGAUCGGCAGGCUUCUCAUGGAAGAGCUGGUGAAUUUCAUCGAAAGAGUGCCAAAGGCCCAGUCUGCCUCCUUGUGGAAGAAUAAGGAUAUACAGCGGCUGCUGCCUUCUCCUCUCAAGGAUGCAGUGGAAGUGUCAACCUGGAGAAGAUGCUACACGAUGCAGGAGGUGAACUCAGCCCUCAGUAAAAUCCAGCUGGUGGGAUAUUCCCAGAAAAUCGAGCUGUUUGGUGCUGUCCAGGUGACCCCUCUGAGCUCUGGCUAUGCCCUUGGAAGCUCCAACUGGAUUAUCCAGUCACACUAUGAGAAAGUAUCUUAUGUCUCCGGAUCCUCCUUGCUUACCACACACCCUCAGCCCAUGGACCAAGCUUCUCUCAAAAACAGUGAUGUUCUAAUUCUCACAGGGCUGACGCAGAUCCCUACUGCAAACCCAGAUGGCAUGGUUGGCGAGUUCUGCAGCAACCUUGCUCUGACGGUUCGGAAUGGAGGAAAUGUGCUGGUCCCCUGCUACCCUUCAGGCGUGAUCUAUGACCUCCUGGAGUGCUUAUAUCAAUACAUUGACUCCGCUGGCCUUUCCAACAUCCCCUUCUACUUCAUCUCCCCAGUGGCCAACAGUUCACUUGAGUUUUCCCAGAUUUUUGCAGAGUGGCUUUGCCACAACAAACAGAGUAAAGUUUACCUCCCAGAACCACCUUUCCCGCAUGCAGAGCUCAUUCAGACCAAUAAGCUGAAGCACUACCGCAGCAUCCAUGGCGACUUCAGCAAUGACUUCAGACAGCCAUGUGUGCUGUUCACCGGGCAUCCUUCCCUCCGCUUUGGGGAUGUCGUCCACUUCAUGGAACUCUGGGGGAAGUCUAGCCUCAACACCGUCAUAUUCACAGAACCAGAUUUCUCCUACCUGGAGGCCUUGGCUCCUUAUCAGCCACUGGCCAUGAAGUGCAUCUACUGCCCAAUUGACACUCGACUGAAUUUCAUCCAGGUGUCAAAGCUACUUAAAGAAGUACAGCCCCUGCACGUGGUCUGUCCUGAGCAGUACACCCAGCCACCCCCAGCCCAGUCCCACAGGAUGGACCUCAUGAUCGACUGCCAGCCACCAGCCAUGUCCUAUCGGCGGGCUGAGGUCCUCGCCCUGCCCUUCAAACGACGCUAUGAAAAAAUUGAAAUCAUGCCAGAGCUGGCAGACUCCCUGGUGCCCAUGGAGGUCAAGCCUGGCAUCUCCUUGGCGACUGUCUCGGCUGUGCUGCACACUAAGGAUAACAAACAUGUGCUUCAGCCCCCUCCCAAGCCCACCCAGCCCACCAGCAGUAAGAAGAGGAAGCGGGUGAGCGAGGACGUUCCUGACUGCAAAGUGCUGAAGCCUCUGCUGAGCGGGUCCAUCCCAGUAGAACAGUUUGUGCAGACCCUGGAAAAGCAUGGCUUCAGUGACAUUAAGGUGGAAGACACAGCCAAGGGCCAUAUUGUCCUGCUGCAGGAAGCCGAGACACUCAUCCAGAUUGAAGAAGACUCGACUCAUAUCAUCUGUGACAAUGACGAGACGCUGAGGGUACGAUUGCGGGACCUCGUCCUCAGGUUCCUGCAGAAGUUCUGAGUGGGGCAUCUGUGAAAUCCUAGGCCCUUCACCCAGAGACAGUCUGGUGGUGUCCUCUGACUCCCAGAGAGGAGAGUGUCUCCAGCCAGGAUCUGCCAGUGGGACUUCCUUGGACUGCUGUUCCCAAGAACUUUUAGAGCCCUGUUCUUUUCAGUUCUGGGCUCCUGAGCAGCUCUGAGUGACAGCAUGACAGACAUCCUUUCCUAAGGGAAGUGAAAAAAAAGGCCUGGCCUGUGUUUUCAGGGCUCACAGGGGGUAACGCUCGGACUUAGCCACCUACAGUGCUGCACCUAAUAAAGGUCAGUCCCAAAAUUAGAAAGCAAACCUAUCUCACUCUGUUCUGUGGCCCAUUGUGCUAAAAAUAAACAUUAUUUUUAUAGAAA
Messenger RNA from Mastomys coucha (southern multimammate mouse), 2912 nucleotides. It is a transcript of the gene Ints9, whose product is annotated as integrator complex subunit 9. Lineage: Eukaryota; Metazoa; Chordata; Mammalia; Rodentia; Muridae. Gene Ontology annotation, cellular component: integrator complex. Gene Ontology annotation, biological process: snRNA processing. The record is from RefSeq and is a predicted model, not a curated record. The coding region runs from base 433 to 2529 and encodes 698 amino acids. The transcript has 17 exons.